Messenger RNA from Lepus europaeus (European hare), 2281 nucleotides. It is a transcript of the gene SELPLG, whose product is annotated as selectin P ligand. The transcript has 2 exons. Gene Ontology annotation, biological process: leukocyte tethering or rolling; hemopoiesis. Lineage: Eukaryota; Metazoa; Chordata; Mammalia; Lagomorpha; Leporidae. Gene Ontology annotation, cellular component: plasma membrane. The record is from RefSeq and is a predicted model, not a curated record. Bases 69 to 1325 code for a protein of 418 amino acids.
UUGUCAACACAGAGAAGCCACUUUCGGGCCCGCGGGCGGCUGUCCCAUGCUCUGCUGAGCGCGGUGCCAUGCCUCUGCACCUCCUGCUCCUGCUGAGCCUGCUGGGCCCCGGAGGCAGCCAGCAGUGGCCAUCCCCCAAGAGGGGCGACUCCCAGCAGGACUGGGGGCAGAGGCAGAAGGUCCCGGAGGACUCGGAGGACGACUACGCCCUGCACGAUGACUACGCCUUGGAGGGCACGGACCCUCCCGAUGUGCUUGACAACAGCACCGCGGCUGCGGCCCCAGAGCCCCAGCAUCCGACUCUGCCGGGGCAGAGAGGUUCUGAGGGGCCGGGCACGCCCGAGCCAGCCACUGCCGAGGCCAGCACAGGACACGCUGCUGGCCCGGACACAGUGGGGGCGAUUGCGGGGAAUCUGAGCAUGGAACUGGCCACGCAGAACGUGCCUGUCUCCAUGGGCCUGCUGGCCACACAACUGGCCUCUGUGAUGGUUCCCAUGACCCUAUCCACAGAGGGGGUUCUGUCCACGGAGCCGGUCACCAAGGAGGCCCAGUCCAUGGGACCACCAGCCACAGAGGCAGAAACCACGCAGCCAGCAGCCACAGAGUCUGAGACCACACAGCCAGCACCCACAGAGGCAGAGACCAUACAGCCAGCACCCACAGAGGCAGAGACCACACAGCCAGCACCCACAGAGGCAAAGACCACACAGCCAGCACCCACAGAGGCAGAGACCACGCAGCCAGUAGCCACAGAGGCCCUGUCCACAGAGACCACUGCCAUGGGGUCCCAGCCCAUGGAAUCCAGUGUUAUUGAGGCCCUGUCCACAGAGCCAGCAGCCAGCACGGAGUCCCCAUUCAUAGAACCUACUGCGGCACAGGGACUGGCCACGCCCGCGCCUGGCCCCUCUGCCACUCACCUGAGCACCCCCACGGCCACCGGCAGUGUGCCUGCGGUCAUCAACAUGAAGACAGAGAAGGUUCUUCCCUCCCAGAGCCCCGGGACGCCGGGCCCCGUGGGGAUCCCGGACAGCAUCCCCGUGAAGCAGUGCCUGCUGGCCAUCCUCAUACUGGCGCUGGUGGCCACCGUCUUCCUCGUGUGCACCGUGGUGCUGGCCGUCCGCCUGUCCCGCAGGAACCACACCUACCCCGUGCGCAGCUACUCCCCGACCGAGAUGGUCUGCAUCUCCGCCCUGCUGCCCGAGGCUGGCGACGGGACCCCCGCCAUCGCCAAUGGGCGGCGCGCGUCCAGGGGCCCCGGCCUCAAGGCGGAGGCCAAAGAGGAGCGCGACGGGGAUGACCUCACCCUGCACAGCUUCCUCCCGUAGCCCCUCCCCACACGCAUGCCUCCCCCAGGGGGGCCUUCAGGGAGCCCAGUGGUCAGGGCGGUCUCGAGGGACUGGCCCUGGACCAUUGCAAACAGAGACGGGAGCUGCCACACGGCACAGGCCCUGUGGCCACCGCCCCUGCCUUCCAGCUAAGAACCCUGGGGGCCCAGGGACACCCUCUCCCCCUCCCCACUCUGCGUGGGGCCUCGGACACCCCCUUCCUCUUUCCUCCUGACCUCUGAGUCUCAGCCCCGCUGGGCUGCCACGGUGGCCACCGCAGAGCCAGGGACCCCCAGGCUACUUGCGUUGGGGCAGUUGGGGUUCUCUUGGGCAGCACUCCGAGGAGCCUGGGGGAGACUCUUCUUGGGGACCGCAUGGGCUGAUGGAGCCCCUCUCUAUCUGGUGACCUUGCUCACCUUCCCCCACGGUCCCCUUCAGGGUGGGCUCCAUCCUGUCCACUGCCAUGUCCCACUGCCCAGCAGGGGACUGGACGCAGCCCGGGGCCCUUAGUAAAUGCAUGAUCGACAGAUGACAGCCUGCCUUGAUUUUUCCUCCCCCAGCGCAGGGCGAGGUGUUGGCUCUUGGCUGCUCGCCCUCAGCCCCAAGCCCCCAAGGAAGCCCCUUGGUUGAUAGGUGACUCUCAGGAAACAGGUGCACCCAAUUACAUAAGUGAGGGGUUGGGGAAGAUUUUGGGUUGCGGGGUGGGUGGGGGGACCAAGGCUGUCUCCCCCAAACCCACGCCAGAGGUCCAUAGUAUUCAACUUUCCAUGACUCAGAUCUGCCCUACAGGAAGUGGUCCCCUCAAAGUCUCAGCCUAGGGCCCCUCUCAGCGUCAAUGCCCCCCUCCCGGGCACACCCAGCAGCAUCUUGCCAUGAGGCAGCGUCCGACAGCUCUGAUUGGCUGGCAUCUCAUAGGUGGGGCUGGUGGAAUUUUUCUUAAAGGGCCCGACAACAAA